GUUUCCCAUCCCAUUAUGGCUCGCACCAAGCAAACAGCCCGCAAGUCCACCGGCGGCAAGGCGCCGCGCAAGCAGCUGGCCACCAAGGCGGCCCGCAAGAGCGCGCCAGCCACGGGCGGCGUGAAGAAGCCGCACCGCUACCGGCCCGGCACGGUGGCCCUGCGCGAGAUCCGCCGCUACCAGAAGUCCACGGAGCUGCUGAUCCGCAAGCUGCCGUUCCAGCGGCUGGUGCGCGAGAUCGCGCAGGACUUCAAGACCGACCUGAGCUUCCAGAGCUCGGCCGUGAUGGCGAUGCAGGAGGCGUGCGAGGCUUAUCUGGUGGGGCUCUUCGAGGACACCAACCUGUGCGCCAUCCACGCCAAGCGUGUCACCAUCAUGCCCAAGGACAUCCAGCUUGCCCGCCGCAUCCGCGGGGAGAGGGCAUAA
Messenger RNA from Camelus dromedarius (Arabian camel), 426 nucleotides. RefSeq names its product histone H3.1-like. Lineage: Eukaryota; Metazoa; Chordata; Mammalia; Artiodactyla; Camelidae. Bases 16 to 426 code for a protein of 136 amino acids. The record is from RefSeq and is a predicted model, not a curated record. The transcript has a single exon. Gene Ontology annotation, molecular function: DNA binding; protein heterodimerization activity; structural constituent of chromatin. Gene Ontology annotation, cellular component: nucleosome.